AUGCCAUGGGGGCUCAUUUUGCCAGCCGGCCAAAAAGACUUGACUGGCCAUGCUUCUGUCUCACAGGCGGGUGUCGGCUACUCUGCCGUCGUCCAGCAGUUCGUCGAGCAGAUCAAGCAGUACACUGAACAGUGGGAGAACAAAGAUGAGAGCAACAACUUCGACCAGCGCUACGACCUGGAGCUCGCCAGGAAGUCGGUCUUCCCCAUUGUGGAGGCCGAGCUUCGUGCAUUGGUCGACGACCAGAUGCGAGAGGAGCUGGCCAACCUGAAGCUGCUCUUUGAUGAGGUCAAGAAAGGCGGCAAGAAAGGCAAAGGGAAGAAGGGAGCUAAGGCAAAGAAGCCGAAGAAGCCGAAGCCUCCAAAAAAGUGGUGCGCAGCUGUCGGCAUGAUCACCAACCGAGAAGACUGCGUGCCCGAUCUGGUGGAGCAAGGCAUCCUCAAGAAAGUGGCGCCCUGCAAGCUGGAGGACUUCCUCGGGGAGUACCACUUUCUGGGAGCCAUGCAGCGCAGCCCGCAGUACAACUACUGCCCGCCGCCCUCCGCGCAGAUGAUCAGGUCGCUUCUGGUCGAGCACUGCGUUCUUCCCCUCGCUCAAACCGACAUCCGGCAGAAAGCGCCCAAGAACCUGACUGCCAGGUCUUUGUUGCUCUAUGGGCCCAAGGGGAGUGGGAAAUCGAUGCUUGCUCGGGCGAUUGCCGCCGAGACCGGUGCUUCCUCCCUUGGCCCUUGCAGUGCAGCUUCGAGUCUCUUGUCAAGAGGGGCAGUGUGGUUCGGGGCUGCUCUCUGCGGCUCCUUGGCCGGCUCUGCGACCGCGUGGUUCGCAGACCUUCGUGGCGCCGACCGCGGUGCAGGAACCUGCUUCACAGCCUUCCCUCCGCGGGCGAACUGCUGCGGAGGCCGCCCAUCCAAGAAGUCCCGGGCACAGGCGGUGGUGCGCCAAGCUAAGGACCACAUCAACAUCGGCACCAUCGGCCACGUCGACCACGGGAAGACCACGCUCUCGGCCGCCAUCUCCCUCGUGUGCAGCCAGUUCAGCACCUCCGACGACACCACCAGGAAGUCCUACGAGGAGAUUGACAACGCGCCGGAGGAGCGCGCCCGCGGUAUCACCAUCAACGCCUCGCACAUCGAGUAUGAGACGGAGUCCAGGCACUACUGCCAUGUGGAUUGCCCCGGCCACGCGGACUACGUCAAGAACAUGAUUACAGGAGCCUGCCAGAUGGACGGUGGCAUCCUCGUGAUCAGCUCGCCGGAUGGCCCCAUGGCCCAAACUCGUGAGCACAUCCUCCUCUCCAAGCAGGUCGGCGUUCCUGCGCUGGUGUGCUUUAUGAACAAGGUGGACAUGAUGGACGAUGAGGAGCUCCUGGAGCUGGUCGAGCUGGAGACGCGCGAGAUGUUGAGCCAGUAUGGCUUCCCGGGCGACGACACGCCCUUCAUCCAAGGCAGCGCGCUCCAGGCUCUUGAGACGAUGAAGUCGAACCCGGGAACCAAGAAGGGUGAUGACAAGUGGGUGGACAAGAUCCUGGAGCUCAUGGAGACCGUGGACGAGUACAUCCCCACGCCGGAGCGCGACACAGACAAGCCUUUCCUGCUGGCCGUGGAGGACGUGUUCUCCAUCUCGGGCCGAGGCACCGUGUGCACGGGCCGCGUCGAGCAGGGCAUCGUCAAGAAGGGCGAUGAGGUCGAGAUCCUUGGCCGCGGCAAGAAGCCCCAGAAGUCCGUCAUUACCGGAAUCCGCAUGUUCAACACCGACCUUCCGGAGGGCCCGGCCGGCUACACGGUGGGAGUGCUGUGCCGUGGUAUCGACAAGGAUGCCGUCUUCCGCGGCCAGGUGAUUUGCGCGCCCGGUGCCACCAAGACCCACACCAAGUUCAAGGCGAACAUCUACUUCGCCAAGAAGGACGAGGGCGGCCGCUCCAACCCAGUGAUGCCUGGCUACAUGCCUGUGUUCUACUUCCGUACCUGCGACGUCACGGGCAAAAUCGAGGGCAUGGUGAGCAGCGACGGCGAUGACGUGCAGAUGGCCAUGCCCGGUGACAACAUCACCUGCACCUGCGAGCUCAUCGCCGGCACGCCCAUCGAGAAGGGCAUGCGCUUCGCCAUGCGCGAGGGCGGCCGCACCAUCGGCCAGGGCCUGAUUGAGGAGACCAUGCUACCCGACUGCAGGCACUACUGCCAUGUGGAUUGCCCCGGCCACGCGGACUACGUCAAGAACAUGAUCACAGGAGCCUGCCAGAUGGACGGCGGCAUCCUCGUCAUCUCCUCCCCGGAUGGACCCAUGGCACAGACUCGUGAGCACAUCCUCCUGUCCAAGCAGGUGGGUGUGCCUGCCCUCGUGUGCUUCAUGAACAAGGUGGACAUGAUGGACGACGAGGAGCUCCUUGAGCUGGUCGAGCUGGAGACCCGCGAGAUGUUGAGCCAGUACGGCUUCCCGGGAGAUGACACACCCUUCAUCCAAGGAUCCGCACUCCAGGCUCUGGAGACGAUGAAGUCCAACCCGGGCACCAAGAAGGGCGAUGACAAGUGGGUGGACAAGAUCCUGGAGCUCAUGGAGACUGUGGACGAGUAUAUCCCCACGCCGGAGCGCGACACGGACAAGCCUUUCCUGCUGGCCGUGGAGGACGUGUUCUCCAUCUCGGGCCGAGGCACCGUGUGCACGGGCCGCGUCGAGCAGGGCAUCGUCAAGAAGGGCGAUGAGGUCGAGAUCCUUGGCCGCGGCAAGAAGCCGCAGAAGUCCGUCAUUACCGGAAUCCGCAUGUUCAACACCGACCUCCCGGAGGGCCCGGCCGGCUACACGGUGGGAGUGCUGUGCCGUGGUAUCGACAAGGAUGCCGUCUUCCGCGGCCAGGUGAUUUGCGCGCCCGGUGCCACCAAGACCCACACCAAGUUCAAGGCGAACAUCUACUUCGCCAAGAAGGACGAGGGCGGCCGCUCCAACCCGGUGAUGCCCGGCUACAUGCCUGUGUUCUACUUCCGUACCUGCGACGUCACGGGCAAGAUCGAGGGCAUGGUGAGCAGCGACGGCGAUGACGUGCAGAUGGCCAUGCCCGGAGACAACAUCACCUGCACCUAG
Molecule: messenger RNA, 3075 nt
Organism: Symbiodinium natans
Lineage: Eukaryota; Dinophyceae; Suessiales; Symbiodiniaceae
Source: the annotation of a GenBank genome assembly